AUCAUUGAGAUUAAGAUCAGGUAGGGUGGGGAGAGAGGGCGUGCGUAUGGAGACGACAACCUGCUUCUCAUAGUGUGAGCAGUACACCCCAUAAGGACCCAAUUCGGCAACAUGAAGGCUGUCCGCUGCUGGCCUGUAGCGCUGCUUCUGUCCUUGGUUCUACUGCCUGACUACACUGCGUCCCUGAGAUGCUACACCUGCAUGGGCUCCAACAAUGAGGACUGCAACCGGCAGGGCUCCAAGAUCUGCCCCAGCUUCUCUGACGCGUGUGCCGUGGUACUGGGCCAUGACAGCGGGGUGAUGAAGACCUGCUCCUACAAGUCCUUCUGCAGCCAGGCCAACAGCCAGGGCUACCGCUCCCCGGGGGUCAGGGUCCACUGUUGCUACGGCGACGACUGCAACGUCACGGGCGUGGCCGCCGCGCCGCCCGCCCUCAGCUUUCUGCUGCUGUCUCUGGCCGUGGUGCUCCCUCGGGUGGCCUGACCGCAACGCCGAUAACACAACUACCACCACUGCUACUAUUAAGACUAUUAGUACUGCCAAUACUUUUACCACAACUACUACUACUAAUACUACUACGUCCAGUACUUCUACUAUACUACUACUAAGACUACUAGUACUGCCAGUACUUUUACCACAACUACUACUACUACUAAUACUACUACUACUACUACUACUACUACGUCCAGUACUUCUACUAUACUACUACUAAGACUACUAGUACUGCCAGUACUUCUACCACUUCUACUACUACUAAUACUACUACUACUACGUCCAGUACUUCUACUAUACUACUACUAAGACUACUAGUACGGCCAGUACUUCUACCACUUCUACUACUACUACUCUUCAACUAAUACUACUACUGGCAGUACUUCUACGACUGCUACUAGUGCUACUACCAUCAAGACUACUACAGCUGCCAGUACUUCUGCCACUACUACUACUACUAGUACUACUACCACUAAGACUAAUACUACUGCCAGUACUUCUACUACUACUACUACGACGACAACGAUGAAUGCUACUCCUGCCAUUAUUUUGACAAGUGCUAAUACUACUACUAGGAAAUGUGUAACUUUCGCCGUUAAUGCCAUCUACAGUGUGACUACACUUGUAUCCUCUCAACACAUCGAUGCCAAGGAACCCUGUCUCUACUUUUACUACCCCUACCUGGUUUUAUAUGGAUGUUGAAGACAGGCAAGACGUGAUGAGGACUUCAGGAUUUAUUCGUUCAUCUGGUGGAUCGCUGCCGUCCAUGAUUAAUGAUUAAUAGGGUAAUUAGCUAAACUAAGGUGUCGUCCUCUGCAUACAAGUUACGAUGCUUAAAUUAUUUAUUCUUAUAUGGUCUGUUUUGCUACAGCACUCAAACCUGCCUGGCACAAAGAAUGAAACAACAUGUUAUUGGGUUCAUUGUUUGCCGUUUCAAAACUAAAUGAACUGUGACGUCUAUGAUUAAUUCACACUCAUGCAAAUAAGGCAAAGACCAUAUGCAGUUGCUGGCGUGGAAUUAACCAAUUAGCCUCUGAACUCUCAAUGACGCAUCUGAGUCAAAUGUACGUGCGUUGUUUUAAUGCAAUACCGGUAGCUAGUGUGUGAAAUGUGAAAUACCCUUAGUUUCAGCAAUGGGGGGGGCCUCCCUACAUAGUGCGCCACUGUUAUGCUGAAGGUCACCCAGACUCAAUUCUAGUGGCGGCGCUAAAUGACAAAAACAAAUGAGUGACAUGAGGUUUAAUGCGCAGUCCCCAAAAAGUUUGGGGACAGCUACUACAAAUUGAUAGAUUUUUUGUGAAACGUUGAAAUAUAAUGUUAAUCUAUUAAUGAUAUGUCAUUAUUGCACAUUAAUAAUUAAGAUUUGAAUAUCUAAGAACUUUUCAAGAUCGUAAUUAUAUUCGGUAUCAUUAGCACUUAGCAGUUAUAAUACCAAUCCACAAGGUGCAAAUGUGAUAAAUUCAGACUAAUAUGAACUAAUAUCAACAUAAUAUGAACUAGGCAUAACCUAUAUUAACCCAUGUCUGCAUUAUUGGAAACUCGGUAGUUGAAAGAGUAGAAUAAUGUGUUUUGAAUCACCUAUUUGAGAAUAUGUUGAAGAAAUAAUACAUUUCCUAAUAAUAUUAGAUAAAUAUAGCUGAAUUUAUUGAUGACCUACAUAAUGUUAUUUAAUAGCCAGCUGAUGUGAACAAUUAAAAAAUGUUUGUUGACAUCCUUAAAGAUAUGAUCUCAAUACGUAGGGAACCAUGUAUUGUCAUCAAUAUAUCAAUAUAAUUAGAUUAAUGUGACCUUUGAACAUCCACCGGACAAACCCGACUCUUCACCACGGCUUGUAGUUCUCCCGACCUCCACUGUGGGGCAGUGCAAGCAUACUUUUUGAUGUCCGAUCCAGGCAAAUGUCAAAUCAACUUCUUGACUAAGAAUCACUCCUAAAUCGAUUGCCGUUCGUGAAAUAAGAAUAUGCAACGCUAUUUUAUGUUUAUUUGUAUUUUUUUGUAUAUCUUCAAGAAAACAUAAAAAUACCUCUCCCUUUC
Molecule: messenger RNA, 2525 nt
Organism: Gadus macrocephalus (Pacific cod)
Lineage: Eukaryota; Metazoa; Chordata; Actinopteri; Gadiformes; Gadidae
Gene: ly6pge
Product: lymphocyte antigen 6 family member pge
Exons: 3
Coding region: 112-483 (123 amino acids)
Source: RefSeq, a predicted model, not a curated record